Messenger RNA from Hyaloperonospora brassicae, 708 nucleotides. The record is from the annotation of a GenBank genome assembly. Lineage: Eukaryota; Oomycota; Peronosporomycetes; Peronosporales; Peronosporaceae.
AUGGACGAGGAGACCGAGAAGCUAAUGGAGCGUGAACGCUCGUGUAUUUUCGAAGUCCGCAAUGAGCAGGCCGACCUUUGUCGCCAACGGGGCUCUGUGCACUUCCAGGCGGGCAAGAUCGACGAGGCCAUCAAGUGGUACGAGCGUGCUCUAUACCACGUGGACUUUGAUGAGGGAACGUGGCAUUUCGAGUUUACCGACAAGAACCGAGCCGAUGUGAAUGUCGUGCGGCUACCAGUGUACCUGAAUCUCGCAGCUUGUUACUUGGUUCAAGGAGCGCCGAAAGAUGGCGAGGUGGACAUGCAGUCGUUGGACAAAGUGGUCGAAAACGCGGAGUUGGCACUCGCCAUUGAUCCGGAAAAUGAUAAAGCGCUCUAUCGGAGUGGACGCGCGUUAUUGCUCACGGGGCAUCUCGAGGGAGCUAAGGCGAAGCUCACUCGAGCUGCAAGUCACCACCCAACGGAUGUGAAUAUCCGUAAAGCCAUGACGAUGUUGAAGGAGAAAGUGGCGGAGCAGAAGAAGGAGGAGAAAAUGCGCUGGGGUGGCCGUCUGCUGGGUAAGACCGAGGCAGCCGAGAGCAAAGCUGUUUCCAAGCAGCGUUCGCUGCAGCUGAAAAAAACGUCCGAGUUUAGUCACGCGCUGUGGAUGGCCGCUGUUGUGCUCAUUGGUAUCGCAUUGGCUCUCGGCCAACUUAGUUUUGUGGAGUAG